AGUGAUAUAAUUGUGGACAAGAUUAAAAAAGGCAAUAAAACUAUGGAUUGGCGCGAAAAACUUUUCGGGCGUGCACUUGUAAAAUGCGAUGCACCUGGUACGCAAAAUGGUAAAUUCGAAAAUGUACCAACUCUUGAAGCGUUAGCCGACUGUGUUGAAGAAGGGGAUGGUGCUGUUUGUGGUAUAUACUUUUCGUUUGCUAAUAUCAGUGAUGCUAGUGAUGACUUCGGUGUUCGCUUGGAGCAGGUUUAUAAAGCGGUUCAUCCGAGAUUGAAGGUGGUCGAGGUGGUGCUUUGGGCUCAUGUGGGUACUCCGGAGGGUCCAGUUGAAAGAGAAGCUGGUUUUCGUCGCACCCUUACUGGAAAACCGUGGUUCGCUGUGCCAUUUCACGACGUUGAUACGAAGCGCCGUCUGACGCAAAAAUACAGCAUAGCUGUGGGUGUACCAACUCUAGUCAUCAGAGGGAGAGGGGUUCGAGACGCUCUGCUAAGUGACCCAACAGGGGAGGGGUUCCCCUGGCCAGCCCCACCGCUCAACGAAGUGCUAAGGGGCAUUCAGCUACAGGGCGAGCAGUCUAAGCUGUAUGAAGAAUUAUCUGCGAAUGCUAUUAGGGUGUUCUACUUUGCAGCUCAUUGGUGCCCGCCAUGCCGAUCGUUUGCGCCGAGUUUAUGUUCAACGCUGUCAGCCGUCCGCAAGCGCAGAGCCAAAUAUGCGAACACGCAGCUUAUACUCGUUUCCAGCGAUAGAUCAGAACAAUCAUUCAAGCGUACAGUAGCAUCAGUAGCCGCGGGGGGUGCCCUAGCUGUGCCCUGGUCAGCGACCGAAGCACGAACAGCGUUACCUGCUGCACUUGGAGUGGCUGGUAUCCCUGCGCUGGUGAUCACUGAUGCUGUCGGAAAAUUACUGACGUCAAAUGGCAGGCAGCAUUUGGCGGCUGAUCCUACAGGCUUGAAUUUCCCGUGGGGCCAACGAGCAGUGUCUGUGUUGACGGAACAGGCGUUGCUGAAGAUGGCACGGCAUCCAGCAGUGGUUUUAUUUAUCGACGACGAGGACUCCGAAAUCGAAUUCGCCGAAUCAGUACUAAUGCCGGCAGCGGAAUCAUACUACGAAGAAUGCAGCAUCCAAUAUCCCGGCUUUUGUCCCUACCAAAACUCUUCCGAUGACGAAAGUAUGGACUUCGAUUAUUCGACAACAAAAUCGUCCAAAAUCAAGAAGAAAUCCUUCAAACACGUAAUGUUUUUUAUAGGAAUAGAAGGAUCGGAUAGUGCUGAUAUGAUCAGGGAACACAUAGGCUUAGACGACGCGGUGCCCAUGUUAACAGCUAUCGAUUUCCCAAAACAACGCAUGGUGACCAUGAAGUUUGGGGACGAAAUUACCACAGAUUCAGUACAGAAUUUUGUCGAUGCUUUCUUAAGUGGCAACGCCGAGUUUAAACCUUUGAAACCCUAUAGUGAUAAAUGUUAAAUAUAAUGGCUUUAUAUUUAAUUGUUUUAGUUUAGUAACCCAGAAUCUGUACUAAGUAUAAUAGAACGUGAAUGAAAUUUUAAAGACCAAAAAAGGUUUUUACGGCUAACUUGAAAAGAGUUUCGUCAAAUAUACUUCGAUACGACUUAAUUCUAUCAAAACAUAAUAUGUUUUGAUAGUUCGAACGUGUAUACAUUUUCCAAACAAUUUCUAUAAUACAUGAAUUAUAUUGAAACUGUGUAUGUCCGUUUAGUUUUAAAUACGGCCAUGGAGCGCUGAUUAGGUUUUUCAAACAAUUUUUAGUAUAUAUUGCUUAACUUUUCGAUUUUAAUUCGUGCUAAGGGCUAAUCGAAUGCGUAUGGUUCAAUCAAAUUAAUCGGUUUUAUUUUGCGAUUGUUUGUACUUUGUAGUCUGUGCGUGUGAACCGGUGCGGUGCGGCCGUUACGUGAACUCAUGUUUGUGUUUAUAUUUAUUCACAAAUAUAUUCUUUUUAUUAUAACUAUCGAAAUACAAUGACAUAAUACUCUGGUCAACAUAACAAAGAAACAUAAUUUAUCACAGCUGUAACUUCAAAUCCCACGACGGUUCUCUUUCUGAGUUUUAGCCACAAAAUUCCCGAAGCUCGAGAUCUGUGAAACAUUUAAUAUCUAUGACGUUAUAUUGGACUAGGUUUUAUAUUUUUACCUUGAGAUAAAUUGUUUAUGAUAUUGACUUUGACAAUUAAUUACUGAACGAUACACAUUAUAAUUAUCGUUACUUCAAAAUUGAAUUGUUAUACACCCUGUAUGGGAUUAUGCGAAACAAAACACGAUACCAAUAGCUUUGUUAAAAAUCCAUGAAAACAUCUCGGCAGAGACACGCUUUAAAUUAGACCGUGUUUUCACCUAUUCAAAUUAAAUAAUGCGUGAAUGCUUUCCAAAACGCAUUUAAAACCCGCAUAUUAAAAUUGAAAUUUUAAUUAAACAAUUAAUUGUUUUAUUUAUGAACUUUUGUUAAAUUGAUCCUUAUUCUACUAUAUAGUCGCUAAAGAUUAUCUACAUUCAUAGCUCAGUUGGAUAGCUAAGUUAAAUGAUCUGGAAAACAGAAUUGAAUUUUUUUAUAGAAAAUUCAUUCACGAUCUACAAACUGAUAUGACUGAUAUAUUUUUUUUAGUUUCUCGUGUAUCCACGCUAGGCGCAGGCUAGUCACUAGUACGUGUUAUUUUUCACAUUUAACGAUUAAUCUGAAGUAGUAAAUUUAAAUUACACGUUGAUGUGUCAGAUUUUUUAUAAUCUGUUUAAAAUGGCCUUAGCAUUACAAUCUUUCGUCAAUUUAUGAUGUUUUAAGUAACUAGGAUAAGUAUUAUUUAACAACGUGAUUUCUGCCCAUUACAAAUAACCUUCUUUAGUACCUAAUAGAUAAUUUGUCAAGUAGUGUUUUUACAAGUGUAGAUUUUGUAGAUUUUUACCUAAUGGCAAUUCUAGUAUUAUUAUUUUUAUAUCUGUGAUCAUCUUAUAUGUACUAAUUUGUAAUUAUUGUAGUUGUUUAUUUAAAAUAAAUUGCGUAAUUA
Molecule: messenger RNA, 3013 nt
Organism: Pieris napi
Lineage: Eukaryota; Metazoa; Arthropoda; Insecta; Lepidoptera; Pieridae
Product: nucleoredoxin-like
Exons: 6
Coding region: 43-1464 (473 amino acids)
Source: RefSeq, a predicted model, not a curated record